CUGCCUGGUUCACUGUCUGAACGAUUCCAAAUUCCGAAUCGGUCCGCUGCAGAUUCCUUUCGAGGAAACCUGAAGGUGGAAAAAAGGGGAAAUUGGAUACCGAUGUCUACUCUCUGCAUUCUCUUCCAGUGACAUAAAUGGUUCUGAAUCUCCACGUCUUGGUGGGCGACGAAGUCAAAAUCUCCUGACGCGCAUGCGUAUCCUUUUCCCUCCUGUUCAACAUCCAAUCCUGCUAAGGAUCACACAUGCAGUGGCUGUGUCGCGAGGUUCCUUGCUACAUCAAGACAUGCAUCCGCUGCUGCGAGACAUAAGUGCGGACGGGGGCGCCCCUAGCGCUCCAGCUUCUUGCUUUCUUCCACAUUCGUCCUCUUCUCUUGUUUUCAACCUUUGCAAUUCUGCUCUUCUAUAUCUGCUCUUCUAUCUCCUUCCGUGGCUUUCACCUGCUCUAAACCUGUGCUUUUCCACAUCCUCAUGACUCCCCCGCUUUCUUCGAACAUACCCGACCUUACAGGAGCUUCCGUCGCCAGGGGACGAUACGAGCUCACGCGUCUCAUCGGAUGCGGAGCCUUCGGCAAAGUGUAUCAAGCACUCGAUACCUACGCCUGGCCUGCCGAACUGGUAGCGGUCAAGUGCCAACAGUAUCUCGAGUCAUCUACCCCGCUGGGCCAGCUGACCGACCUCGAAUUCGAUGCGCACGAGGCCCUCUCGCACGGCGACCGCAUCGUGGGCCUGCGGCACUUGUUCUUGAGCGACGACGGGGAGUUGCUCUUUUCCGUCAUGGACUACUGCCCCGGCGGCGAUCUCUCUGAGGCUGUCCACAACGGCUCGCUCGUGGGGAAGCCGCAGCUGGUCAAGAGGAUCAUGCGGCAGCUUCUCGACGGGGUCGAGUUCAUGCAUAAGAAGAGAAUCUAUCAUCGUGACCUCAAGCCCGAAAAUAUACUGGUGUCGUCGGAGAAGGACGACCCGGAGCUGGACAUCAAGAUUGCUGAUUUCGGAUUGGCGACACGCUGCAACUGGAAUGGUCAGUUUGGUACCGGCACCAAAGCCUACAUGAGUCCAGAGAAUGUAGACAAGAGUCUUGCUGACGGGACCUACAAGGCUGCGGACACCGAUCUCUGGGCCUGUGCAGUCAUCUUCGUCAUCUUCGCAACGAGCCACUUCCCCUGGGCCCGGGCGCACAAGCUGGACAAACGCUACGCCGAAUACCGCGAAGACCCCAACUACCUGCACGAGUCGCUCCACCUGACGCAGGAGACGUCCGACCUCGUUGACUGGUGCUUUACGGAGGAUCCAGCCGGACGACCGACCCUCGAUGCGUUCCGCCGCGAGCUUGACAAGAUCGACGAGUUCGUCACGGCAGUGGUCCGAAAACCCGACCCGAGUCCGUCCCAGUCUUCGCGUGCGGAAUCCGUCCCUGCGCCUCCCUCGCCCCCAUCGGUCCAACCAUCCUCGAUGAUCAUAUGCGACUGCUCCGGGGCCUGUCCUCCCGCUGUCCCUCCUCGGCCGCCGAUCCGCAUCGAUUGCGGUAUGGACGUCGUGCGGCUAUACGCGGACGACGUCUCGCUCGCCGACUCUCCGAUGGAAGACAGCUCGCAGAUGUACAGCCCGCUGUGCGACACGCCGGAUGUGUCGAUGCCGCCUUCGGACGGGUCGUCCUGCUCUCCCUCCCCGUCGACUUCGGCUAUCGUGACGCCACCGGAUUCGCACGCCAGCUUGGCUGUUUAUGGCGUAGUGAACGUCGCUCCUGGGAAGCAGCCCGUCUGCACAGCACUUCCUGAAGAGGCUGUGACGUUGCCGGAUUGGGGGCCUCGUCGGAUGAUGGCGCUGGGGUCGUGCGAGUUUCGGCUGUUCUAACUCGGCCUCGGCCGAGUCCGGGGGCGGGGAGGGGGACGAAGGAAAUUCAAAACCAAGACAUAAAACCAGGUAAUUCGUUGAGCAUCGUUUUCCGUCAUCGCUUUCGUUUGUCCUGUUUGGGAUCACCGCAGUCAGAGAGAGAGAGGGAGGAAUGGUGGCACGAUAUACUGACCCGACCCCGUGCUCUAGACAGGCGAUGGUUCUUUUGGGCUCUCUCGAUGGCUUGCGGUCUGGCAAACCCUCGUCCAUUCUGAGCAUGUCGGUGCUGAGACUUGCGGUCUGGUUAGCCCCUGUCUCGUGCCUGUUUUCGGACGGCACACCCGGGAAGCAGAUGAGCGGACUGGCAAUCCCUCGUCUCGCGCGGUCGGUCCGGAUACUCUACUCCUCGCGACGAGCAUCCUGCGCGGUGACGAUCGCGUGCGAUGCUCUUCUGGAUGUGGAUAUCCGUUCCAGGCGGGAUUUGGCAACUCCCGUCUCGGUGCAUCGCAUGGUGCAUAGGAUGGGUGUUUCGCGCGAUGACGAUUGCGUGGGAUGCCUUGACUGUGUGGCGUCCUCAGGCGGGAGCUGGCAACUCUCGUCUGGGUGCUUGCGAUGCGCUGAAACUCGGGGGCACCUGGUGAUGAUGAUGGCCUCAUGAGUGGGGUGCUGCGAUUUCGUGUGUGUCUCGGUGCUCGUGACAGACGGGAGCUGGCAUCUCUCGCUGCUGAAGACACUGCUGAUGUUAUGAGAUGGCGGUGCUCGAAGAGUGGAGAUGUUCUUGGGUGUCCGUUACUGACAGGGAGUGUUUGUUUCGUGUAGGAACUGGACGUCGACUUGAGACUGCAUCGACGUCGAUGGCCCAACAGUUUGUUUUAUGCUCUGUAUCUUACCAAGAAUUCGGCUAUGUAUCGCAUGAUAACUCAUCCUCGAUAGCUCUUGGCUCAUCGCCUAUUGCUUGAGACGACGACAUUAAUCUUCGUCCUCUGUAAGGGGAGACUUGGGGC
Molecule: messenger RNA, 2837 nt
Organism: Mycena citricolor
Lineage: Eukaryota; Fungi; Basidiomycota; Agaricomycetes; Agaricales; Mycenaceae
Source: the annotation of a GenBank genome assembly